This is a messenger RNA of Desarmillaria tabescens, 1002 nucleotides long. RefSeq lists its product as uncharacterized. NCBI's taxonomy places the organism in Eukaryota, Fungi, Basidiomycota, Agaricomycetes, Agaricales, Physalacriaceae. The transcript is spliced from 3 exons. The record is from RefSeq and is a predicted model, not a curated record. Bases 276 to 836 code for a protein of 186 amino acids.
ACUGACUCUGAGCCUAGAAGGAAUAUGGAGCACAGUGGGAGAGAUGAGUCAAGAAGAUGGAAGAUUGCAUGCAGCUUGACAAUAACGCGCUUCAAAUUUUGUGAGUGUAGAGAGCGACUCUCUCUGAAAUUGGUUAUAAACAUGGAUUCGCGGCCUUCUCGGGGAUCUCGGAGUCUUUCUCUCUUCUCGCCUCACGAACCUCGGUUUAGAAGCAAGUCCGGUGCCUCUUUUAUCGUUCAUAAAACCGCCGUAGACUUUCAGAACUUUCAACUUGUAUGCAAACAGCUGUAAUGGCCAUACCUUCCCGAGGACGAUGCAUCCAACCCAUCGAUCAUACUUCACAAUGUCGCUGUGAAUGGUUCACUGAACAGACAUCGCCUUUGCUAAACCAGUUCAGCUGUGCUGUCUGCGGACAUGGCAUCCAUUCUCAUGUUGACUAUGUUUCGACAACGGUCUGUCACAACGUAACCACUAACUGUGCGGCACAUGCCCAAAAGACACCGUUGACGCAACGGUGUACAUGUUCGAUACACCUUGCAGACCAUAUACCUAUCCUGAAUCCGUACCGUUUAUCAGAUCCGUCCUCUAUCUUGGACCUUUUCAAAAUUAGUGUCCAAGCGCAAACCGAUGGCCCACGUUCAAGUUUCUGUGCGGAUCCUAAUGCGGUUUAUAUUCCGUCCGCUCCCCUGACGUCUCGCACGCCCUUUCCUCCCACUAGCACUAACGCAUCCAGUCUUCCAGACGAUGCGGAAAAUAUCACACACUCACGGACAAACGAAACAACACAGAAUGUCGAGCAGCACGAGUUUCCGUUCAGGUACUAUGUUCCACGAUAGUAAGCCUUACGCCAGCGCCGAUAUAUAUAUCUAUAUUGUAUUGAUUUCUGCCAGUUGUUGAAUGUAGUGUACAAUGGCUUCGGUACGGUACUUCACAUUUCCAUAGAAUAUGUAGCUAUAGUGCAUUCCUUUUUUUAUAUUAUUUGCUCCAGCAGAGCAAGUCUCG